UGCGGUUGUGUGCCGUCUGGUAUAUUUACAUCAUCAGCUCAGCAUGUUCUCGGAAACAUUAUUCUUUCCAAAGACAACAUAACUAUUCUUCGUUGAAGAACAUUCAAUCAUUCUUCACACUAAAUUUAUUAAAACAAAAAACACGUUUUGUUUUUGAAAAAUAAAUAAAGACUAGACCAUGAAAGUUAUUGGGAUAAAGAAAUCUCGUGUGAUUAAAAUAUGCUGUGGUGUUGCUUUUCUAAUAUUAAUGAUAACUCUCCUUCUGCACAAGCCUAAAGACAAAGAUUUUUUCUCAAAAAAUAAAAGAAGCAUGCCAAAACGAGAAGGAGCCAUAUUUAAAGAAGGAGUCAUUGGGAAUUUUGAACCUCCAGUGAGUGAAACAGUAAGAGAAGGCCCUGGUGAAGGUGGGAAACCUCAUUAUGCUCGUCCUGAAGAUCAGAAUGAAGUUUCCCAAUCUGUGAUGGAGUAUGGAAUCAACAUGGUUGCUAGUGAUCAAAUAGCAUUGGAUAGAGAUAUUCCUGAUAAAAGGCUCUCUGAGUGUAAAUAUUGGCAAUAUCCAAAAGAUCUGCCAACUACAAGCGUUGUUAUUGUGUUUCAUAAUGAAGGAUGGUCCACACUUUUGAGAACUGUGCAUAGUGUCUUAAAUAGAUCACCACCAGAAUUCUUGAAAGAAAUUGUUUUAGUUGAUGAUUUUAGCGACAAAGAAAACUUGAAAGGAAAGUUGGAAGACUAUCUUCGGCAGUUCGGGCAGAAGGUGCGUUUAAUCAGGAAUAAGCAACGUGAAGGCCUGAUUCGAUCACGGACAUAUGGUGCUCAAUAUUCAAAAGGAGAAGUUGUUCUGUUUUUAGAUGCUCAUUGUGAAGUUAAUAUCAACUGGUUACCUCCUCUUCUUACUCCCAUUUACCAAAAUCGGACAGUUAUGACAGUUCCAGUAAUUGAUGGAAUUGAUAAAGAUAACUUUGAAUAUAGACCGGUGUAUCAUGGAGAUGUACAUUUUCGUGGCAUAUUUGAAUGGGGAAUGUUAUACAAGGAAACGGAAUUGCCGGAGCAGGAAGCAAAGAGAAGAAAACAUCACAGUGAACCCUACAAAUCUCCUACUCAUGCUGGAGGCUUAUUUGCCAUUAAUCGGGAGUAUUUCUUAGAAUUAGGUGCAUAUGAUCCUGGCCUACUUAUCUGGGGAGGAGAAAAUUUUGAAUUGUCAUUCAAAAUUUGGCAAUGUGGAGGUAGCAUAGAAUGGGUUCCUUGCUCUCGCGUAGGGCAUAUUUAUCGUGGAUUUAUGCCAUAUUCCUUUGGUAAAUUAGCUGAACAACGCAAAGGGCCUAUUGUUACCCUUAAUUACAAACGAGUCAUUGAAGUUUGGAUGGAUGAAUACAAGGAAUAUUUUUACACUCGGGAACCAAUGGCCAGGCAAUAUGACCAUGGUGAUAUCUCUGGACAACUUGCAAUAAAGAAACGACUUCAGUGUAAACCAUUUAAAUGGUAUAUGGAAAAUGUUGCAUAUGAUGUUCUCCAAAAAUAUCCUAUUUUGCCAAAAAAUCUAUUCUGGGGAGAAAUUCGCAGUAUGUUAACUAGCCAGUGUCUUGAUACUAUGAGUUCUCAUCCUCCAUCAAUUGUUGGAAUGAGUCACUGCCAUGGUUCUGGAGGAAAUCAGGUUUUCCGUUUAAAUGCUGAGGGGCAACUUGGUGUUGGGGAGAGAUGUGUUAAUGCUGAUACAAAUCAUAUGAAACUUGUUUUUUGUCCUUUGGGCUCUGUAAAUGGUCCGUGGGAAUAUAAUCCGAAUUCAAAAAUGCUGCAACAUAAACGGCAUCGUAAAUGUUUAGAACUUAGUCACCACAAGGGAAAAUUGAAUUUGCAACCUUGUAAUAAUGCAUCAAAUGGUCAAAAAUGGAUCUUUAAAGAACUGAUUGUAAAGUAAUACUUAUUGUACUUAUUUUACUCUUACAUUUUAUGCUUUAAAACGUAAUGGUUGUACAUUCUCGGUUGAAGCAAGGUAUAAAAGCUCAAAUGUUUUGUAAAUAUUCAAGCGGUGAUAGUAAUUACUUCCUAAACUACUACUUGUAGAAUUGUUGUUGUUAUUAAGCUUUGCUUUUAUUAUUAUUUAUUUUUAUGUUAAAUUUAUUGCAUUUUUUGUUGUUUAGGGUUAUCUCUUCUUAAAACAUUUCCAAUUUUGAUUCAACAAGUGAAAAUCAAAAAUAAUUUGUACUUAUUGUUAUUUAAUGUUUAAUGCUUUUUUUUUUUAAAUGUAAAUGUUGGUUGGACCAAAAUGCUUAACAUCAUUGUAGAGAUUUAAGAAUUCUUUCAUAUUCUAAAAUGUCAUUUAGAAGUUCCUAUUUUCAUAUUUAUAUGGAGUUUGUAUUUGUAAAAUAAAAGUAAAAUAAAUAUAAUAAUUUGUAUAAUAAUUAGAUAAAACUAAUCACUGAUUUUUAUGGAAAAUAUUGUGGGGUUACAAAUGAAAAAUAAAAUAAUUUUCAGACUUUUAUCCUUUUUUGGCCUCAAAACUGAGUUGUACUUGGGCACUUCCGCGGGUAAUUGAGUGACAUUUUCAAAGCAAAACAGUAAGCAUGUUGUUACAUUCAACCCAAAAUAUACAUUUUACAAACACAAUUCUCUCACUGAACGACAUUUUUAAAGCAAAACAGUAAGCAUUUUGUCACAUUCAACCCAAAAUAUGCAUUAUAUGUACAGACAAACAUUUCUCCUGUGUUAUUAUAUUUUUAAAGCUGAAUUUAAUAGUAUAAUUGAAUUCCCAAAAUAUAUUUUGGAUGAUCUUUAAAAUAUAAUUAAAAGCAUGACAACCAACUGACAUGCUACUUUCAUUAUUGGCAGUCAGGAAUUAUGUUUUCAAUAUUUUUUAUAAAUUAUCCAAAAUAUAUUUUGUGAAUUCUGUUGUAAACAUUAUAUUCAGCUUUAAAAAAUGUAAUAAUUCAAGGCAAAAAAACUGCAAUGUAAAUUAUUUGUUGAAUGUCACAAAAUACUUUUUGCUUUUAAAAUGUCAUUAAUGCACAUAGAAUGUAUUAAAAUGCACUAAGGUCAUAGCUUAAUUUAUUUUCUUCCCCCCCCCUCCCCCCCCCCCCCCCGAGAUUGGGUAGUCAGGUUAAGCAGUUUUGUUGUCGUAAAAGUAGCAGAACUAGUAUACUAGGUGUGCUGUACUUAAAUUUAAAAAUAAAAGGGUAUAUGUUGAAAAUUUAAAGGAAAGAAGAUGAUGGUUAAUUAAAUUUAAAUGUAGAAAAUAGGUGCUAAGAACUUUGAUUUUACUGAAAAUACAUCCCAUAUAGCAUUGUGCAAACUUGUCUUGCUCUUACCUAUUUUUGGUUUUACAUCAGUAGUUGAACUGUGAUUUGUUAACCAUGAUUUUAUGAGGUUUUUUUGGUUGACAUUGAUCAUCUGGUAGUCCAUCAGCAAUAAUUAAUUAUUUGUGUGAUUUCACAAAUUUGUAAGUUCAGUCUUCCCGAUUGUUGUUUCAGUACCUUAGAGGCUGAGGCGCAGCUUGCUGAAUUAUAGUUAGUCAAACACUGAUAACCAACUAGCUAAGACCAGUGAGCAUGAUGAAAAUUUCUACCAUUAAAUGUUUUCUGCCACUGAUAUUGUUUUGUAAUGUCUAUUUUUUUUUUCUUUAUUGUUUUUUUUUUGUUAAUAUUUUUUUAAUUAAAUGAUAUAAACAUCAAAUUGAUUUAAAAUCAGAGAGAUUCGCUUUUUUUUUUUUUUUUUUUUUUUUGGAACAAACUAGAAGGCAUUUGCUGUUUUAUGCCCCAUACCUUCCAAUACAACACAGACAUUAAGUAUUCUGUUCCAGUAGUUUUUACAGGUUGAAACAGAAAUGUGAAAAUGUUUUUGACUAAGUGGGUUUCACUUCUACCCCCACAUAAUAUAUCAAUUGAACUUUUUUUUUUAACUGAUAGACUUACUAUUUUGUUUUACAAAAUACAGCAGAGUACCCACUCUUUGGUCACAAAAAUCUUCGGGGUUAUUAAAAAGUUUUAAACAUUUGCAUUUUCUCCACUAUACAAUUACUCAUUUCAUUCAUUACAUUACAUUUAAUAAACUCAGAUAAGAACUGUGUUAAUUCUAUGUAUCAAAAUGAUUUCCAUUGUAUGAAAUGUGUCUAUGAGUGCUUUUAAUUCAGAGCAAUGUCAUUUUUACUUAAAGAUUUUGUGAUCCAUUUGUGUGUAUUUAUAACUAUUUUUUUAAUAGUUUAUUUAAAGAUUGUAAUUGUUUUCUUUUCCCUAAAUAUACUUCAUUAUUUGAGUAACCAAUUAUAAUGUAAUGGAAUGAAUAAGGAAUUGCAUUCAGUAUUAUGAAGACUGUAAGAAAUUUAGCAGUUCAGUCUUUAAUAUUUGCUAAGGUGACAUUUAUAUUUUUUGUGACCUUUAAAAUGAAAAACAACUUUUUGAUUCAAUAAUAAUCAAAAUUUUUAUUGAAAUUGAGGGUACAGUCGACCUGCACCAUAAUGACCAGAUCUGGACUUUCCUAUUCUGGUCAAAUGCUCAAAUUUUUUGAUUCAGAACAUGAUUUAGGUUGGUAUCUUAAAUGCUGUGAAACAAAACAAUUGUAAUAUUUAAAUAAUUCCUUUUCCUUUUAAUUUUGUUCAAACAUUACUUUCAAAUUACACAAUACUUUUGUCAUGUUGACAGUGAGGGAAGUGAAUAUUCUAUUUCAAAAAGAGACUUUUUCUUUUUUAAAAUGAGGGUGAUGCAGUGUUACAGCGCAUCUGCAUCUUAAAUCUUUGGGUGUAGGUUCAAAUCCGCCUCUGGUCGGUGUAUUUUGAAGGUGCAGAAAAUCUUCAGAAUUCAUGCUAUGCAACUAUGAGUCAUGUUAAAGAUCAUUUGAAUAUCUAUUUGUCUUAGAUACUCUAAAUGAAAUUACUAGUGCAGUUGCAUAUCAUGAGCACUAGAAAUACCCCUAUCUGAGAGAGUGUCAAAACUCUUAAAGGCUAUUGUCAUUCCACCCAAUAUUGGUGCCAAAUGAAAGAAUGUACGACAAUCCUGGGAAAUGCAAUAGAUCAGCAAAUGGCUAAUGACAAUUUCGCUCGUUUAGUUCAGAAUCAUUAUACAGGUCUUAACAUUAAGAAUUUCAUUUCAUGCUUUUGAAGUAACAUUAACUUAAACCUGAAGCCAAUAAAUUGGUUCAUUUUCAAAAUUCAUUAUAAUGUAAUGGUGUUUUUCAAUGUAAGUUGUUUACUACAUUAUGGAUAAGAAUUUACAUAUAUUACAGAAAAACUAAGAAGUAAUAAUAAACCAAACCCAGUGGCACGACAGCUCAUGGGAGCCAAGGUCUACUGUGCCCAUCUCAGUCUUUCUGACCAUAGGCUCUGGGGUGCUAGGCAGAUGUUCGGGUUAUUUGGUCAGCCGAACAUGGAAACCCCAGGGUUUAGUUCCCAAGCACACUUGGUACUCAUUUUAUCCACCCGCUGAAGGGAUGAAUGGCUGAGUAGAAGUAAGAAUAAGUUGAUAAAAAGAGUGCAGCAAACUCGGAGGGAAAAAAAAGUAAAAAAAAAUCAGCCAAAUUUGAACAACUAGAAUAAAAUUUACAGCGUUCUAAUUUUUAAUUUGCACUUUAAAAAAAUGAGAACUAAUUAAAUUUGAUGCUCACUGUGUAGGAUGAUUGUUUAAUAUUGUUUUACACUUGAUUUACAUUAUCAGAUAGAAAAAUAUAACUUUAAAACCAUAAGGAGUUAUAAUUAAUUAUAAAUAGAUACAAAUUUAAACCAUCUAAUUCUUCUCUUAUGCUCAGCCUUUCUUUUGCUACAUAUAGAAAGGACUUAGAAUCUUCUGGGUUAUUAGAUUUAAAGAUAAAUUUUUAAAAUCAGUUUUAGUUAUGCAGUCAUUAUUAGUUAAGCAUUUAAAUUCUACUAAUCAUAUCAAAAUAUAAAUUUCUUUCCAGUUCUUUUUAAUAUAAAAUGUUAUGAAGACUUUCUCGAUGUUUCCCACCAAUAUUUUUCCAUAGCACAGUAUUAUAACAUAGCAAAAGUUUCCUUUUUUUUUUUUUGCAUAGGUUAUAUCAAUGAACAUUUUUCCCUUGGUAAAAUAGUUAUAGUUAUUCCAGUGAUAUAAAUUUCAUUUUAUGGGUGAAUAUGAAAAAAUUAUAAACUGAUAUAUAGCUAAAAUAUAUGCUACCUGAGAGUCAAAUGCCUUGAAUGCAAAUUGCAAGCAAAUAAUAUUCUACAAACAUUCCAUAUAAGUCAUUCAAUGAGCCAGUUUACGUUGACCAAAAAGCUAUUGCAGAUAUUAACAAACUACAAUGAGGAAUAUCCUAUGCUGGGAAAAGAAGCAGAUCAUUGGGAUAGUUCAGAGGUGGUAUUGUUCAACUCGAGGUUGCAAUGUAAUUAGGUGAUAUCAAAAAUCCUUACUCCCGGUUUUAAGCCAGUUCAUUGCAUUUUCUUUGUAAAUAUGUUAAAAAAACAUAAUCAGGGUAAGAAAUAAAUAAAUCCCUUUGUGCGGAGAAGUAAAUGGUAAUCAACAAGGUUUUGGCACACAAAACUAGCAGAUUACUCAGUAAACUAGCAAAUAGUACUAUUUGAAUUGAAAAAUAGGUUUCCUGAAAUCUCAAAACAUGUGUAUGCAGUAAUCUGCUUUCUGCACCAAAACAUUGUUGAUCACCAUUUAUUAUGAUCAGGGUAGUAUUUCUCAAUCAUAAUUUAAAAAAUGAAAAUAUUUAUAGUAAUCAAAAGAGCAAAUGGCUUUUAAAAAAAUGAAAUCAUUCAGAGAAAUUCUUUUAGCUCCCUCAUCUCCUAUUAAAAUCUUCACCAUGGCUCUGAACAUGAUUGCAGUAACAUUAUGUAUCACAUCUUUGAUAGAUCUUUGUAGAUCUUUGAUAUCUACUUAUGUAAAAGUGCCUUUUAUCAUCAAAUAAAUGUAAAUUUUAAAUGCAAAAUUGAUUCACACUUGUACAUGUUUUAUUAAUAAAAAUAUUUUUAUAUGCAUUAUGAAUAAUUGGUUUAUAAAUGACUCAAUGUUUUUGUAUAUUUCUAAUAAAAUAUUUAGAAGGAAAAAACCCUACUAUUUUUUUUAUAUUGUGAACGGU
Messenger RNA from Uloborus diversus, 7020 nucleotides. RefSeq names its product N-acetylgalactosaminyltransferase 7-like (gene Pgant7). The coding region runs from base 179 to 1915 and encodes 578 amino acids. Gene Ontology annotation, cellular component: Golgi apparatus. The record is from RefSeq and is a predicted model, not a curated record. NCBI's taxonomy places the organism in Eukaryota, Metazoa, Arthropoda, Arachnida, Araneae, Uloboridae. The transcript has 12 exons.